AGCACACGGCAUGCAGCACGGCAUGCUUAGCUAGAAACGCCGGACAGAGAAGGCGCGCCCGAUUGGAGAGGGCAGCGAAAGCGAGAGCGAGCGAGACGGAAGACAUCUGUUGUGCGAUGCCUUGCUCCAAGCAAACCGCCCGUCAGUCUCGAAGUAGAACGAGUCACCGCCGCUGCGUUUAUGGACACUGUUCAGAUUGUCGCUUCGCGAUCGCGCUAUAGUGUUUCCGUUUUAUCUUCCACAUCCCCGAAACACGUUCGCUAGUAUCUCUUAUCCAAACGCGGGUUUCGCACCGUGGUUCGCGCCCGCGGGGUGUGCCGGGAAUUAAGCGUAAUUGUGUGAAUUAACGAAAAACGAAAAGUAAAACCCUGCUAGCCCGGCUGUUGAAAGUGUAAUUUCCUCUUCGCAAGCGAAGGAGCGCAUAUUUCGGGUGCACUUGCACGGAAGGGCCCGCUCGCCCUGGUCACGCCGCCGGUGUGUAGUGUUCUUUCCUAGUUCUGUGUGGGCAGUGUGUGUUUCACUCUCGCUUUAGGUGUAACACCGUGCGCCUGUGGCAGUGGUUUAGUGAACACGCGCGACUAGUCGCGGGUGGUGUAUUCGCGUAAUUCGAUGGCGAUAUCAGAUUAGAAGCCGUGCACUUGCAUCGGGUGAUGUGUCAAGUUCAGUAAAAAAAAGAAGCAAAAAGAAAAACAACUGCAAAGCCCUUCCCGGAUGGGGGAAAAGAGUUGUGUUCACCAGGAAAAUUGGCCAACUUGGUUUAUCACAUACGAAAAUUAAAAAGAAGUAGUGCAUCGCAAAACAUACCACACGCCCACGCCCUUCCUUGGUUGUCGGCGAUCGUGUACACCUUGAACGUGAUCGGAUACAUUUUGGCCUAAACAUACAUCCAUACACACACGCGUGCGGACGCGGUUUUACGACGAUCUUUGCCCAAAACGAAGGUGAUCGUUUCCGUCUGACAGGUGUCAGAAAGUGACAGUGUGAAAUUGUACCGCGCGAGGCAGCGGCUUACAGUGGACACCUAAACACCGAGCACGCACAAACAGCACACGCACGCACCGGUCGUGUACUGUGAUCCUGGCGAGGCGUCAAGCAUUUCCCUCGAGUGUCCGGGAAACCUAUCCUUCAGUUCUGCCCGUGUUUGAUGAGUAGAGGCCAUGAUGUCCUGCCCCCUUCCAUUGCCAUUGCCACUACUUCCACCAGCAUUGCACGUAGAUUUCCCUCCGGUGCACAUCGGAGUUAAGCGGGGCCUUAAUCUAUUCGAGCGAGGAAGCGACGAACUACUGAGUCAAGCAGCUGUUAUGGCUCCAGCAUCGGACAACAACAAUCAGGAUCUCGCUACGAAGAAAGCUAAACUGGACAGCACCAACACAGUGAUCGGUAUGGGAAUCACGAAAACAUCACGCGUGGUGCACAUCCGCAACAUCCCGAACGAGGUGAGCGAGGUGGAGAUUAUGCAGCUGGGCAUGCCGUUCGGGCGCGUCACGAACGUGCUGGUGCUGAAGGGCAAAAACCAGGCCUUCAUCGAGAUGAUGGACGAGAACGCGGCGUCGCAGAUGGUGACGGCGUUCCAUGCCACCCCACCGUUCCUGCGUGGCCGAACGGUCUACGUGCAGUACUCCAACCAUCGGGAAUUGAAGAUCGAUCAGAACCACGCGAUCGCGAACGUCACCAACGCCCUACAGGCACAAGAUCUCACGCAGUCGCCGACCGGGUCGCCGUUGCCGCUGGCGAUCGAUCACACGAACAGCAACUCGCACAGUGCGUCCACCAACAACACGAACAACUCCACCACGACACCGAGCAGCGGUGGUGGUGGUGGCGGCGGUGGCGGUGCCCCCAACACUGUGCUGCGAGUGAUCGUCGAGUCGCUGCUGUAUCCAGUAUCGCUCGACGUGCUCCAUCAGAUAUUCCAGCGGUUCGGGAAAGUGCUGAAAAUCGUCACCUUCACCAAAAACAACUCGUUCCAGGCCCUCAUACAGUAUCCGGAUGCGCAAACGGCACAGGCCGCCAAGCAAUCGCUGGACGGACAAAACAUCUACAACGGAUGCUGCACGCUGCGCAUCGACAACAGCAAGCUGACGGCGCUGAACGUGAAGUACAACAAUGACAAGUCGCGCGACUACACGAACCCCUCACUGCCGUCCGGCGAGCCGGGCAGCGACGUCAUUGCCAGCGCCGGUGGGCUGGUGUCCGCGAGCGAUCUGCUGCUUUUGGCCGCCGGCCAGCGGCCCCAGCUGGCCCGCGAUCGUCUAGUCAAAUUAGACAAAUCUCCCUAUUUUCUAGUGAACGGCUUAGCGACGCCUGGCGUUAUGCCACCGUUCGGUCUCGGCAUCGGCACGCCGGCCCUCGCCAGCGCUUACGGAGGCGCCCUGCCCAGCCUGAACGCGUUUGCGCUGGCCUCGAACGGCGCCCUCGGUACGCCGAACCCGGCCAACGUGCGAGGACUCUCGAACGUGCUGCUCGUUUCCAAUCUCAACGACGAGAUGGUCACGCCUGAUGCUCUAUUUACCCUCUUUGGGGUGUAUGGUGAUGUACAACGUGUAAAGAUUCUCUACAACAAGAAGGAUUCAGCAUUGAUCCAGAUGGCUGAACCCUACCAGGCGUAUUUGGCUAUGACCCACUUGGAUAAGCUCCGUAUCUGGAACAAGACGAUCCGCGUGAUGCCGAGCAAACAUCAGGCGGUGCAGCUCCCGAAGGAAGGCCAACCGGACGCCGGACUGACGCGCGACUACGCACAAAAUCCGCUGCAUCGGUUCAAGAAGCCGGGUAGCAAAAACUACCAGAACAUCUAUCCCCCGUCAGCUACACUGCAUUUAAGCAACAUUCCAGCUACCGUCACUGAGGACGAAAUCAAAGAAGCAUUCACCAAGAACAGCUUCGAAGUAAAGGCUUUCAAGUUUUUCCCGAAGGACCACAAGAUGGCGCUGAUACAGCUCAGCUCAAUCGAGGAAGCCGUGUGCGCACUGAUCAAGAUGCACAACUACCAGCUGUCGGAGUCGAACCAUUUGCGCGUCAGCUUCUCCAAGUCCAACAUCUAACUGCGAGCGCCCGCUUAUGCGAGCGUCAAUAAAAACGGUACAUCCCCCGCGCAGCAGCAGCAGCAGCAGCAGCAGUCGGCUUCCUCAGCUUCCUGCCCGACGAAACCAUCACCUGCAAACGGCGACUGCCAUCCACCACCAGCUCCUCCUCCACCGCCUCCCCCUCCGCCGCCUCCGGCAUCGAUCCAAUCUGGAUCAGACGCGAUCAAAGCGGCCAUCGCAAGCGCAGCAGCUUCCCCGAGAAAGGCAGCAGUAACCACCGACGGUACCGUCAACACUACCGACCGUACCACCUUAUCACCAUCAGCAUCCUCCUCAACACUGUUGCCAGCGUCAACCGCGACACCGGCAUGAUUGACCGGGUAGAUGCGCCACGGUGCGGGCGAAAUGUGCAGCGUAGUUAAACGGGAUCAGACGGUACUGGAAUAGUAACAGUUAACUUGUGCAGCACGAUUGUUUUAAGAGGGUACGCGAUCAAGAAGAGACAGAGAGCGUAGCUAACUACCGAUCAAUUGACGUAGAUACGGAGGGCUCCCCUUAGUGGUACGUGGCCAAACGCGCACAACACACACCCAGAGCCUACUUAAACGGGGAGGAUAAAAUGAAAUCAAAUGAAAAGAGGGAAGAGGGUGUGCUAAGCAGGGCGAACAAGAUUUCCUCCCCAAAGAGAUUCCGCUCGCCGGAACUCAUGAUACAUGAAUCUGGAUAUUGUAUCCACAAAUUAUACUUCCCAUUGGAGGACAGCUAGCAUACACAUCCUCUCUCUCUCUCUCUCUCUCUCUCACUCAUUCGCUCCUCUCUUUCUAUUUCACCCAGAAUCGUGUAGUAGAAAAGUUACUAGUUGAUUGCUGGCAGGCGUAGAAUGUUUGUAGUGAAACAUCUAAUGUUGGUGUAAUUAAAACUGAUGCAUAGAAGGAAGCAAAAAUCACAAACCGAUCAAAAAACCGUAUUAAAAAUAAUAUCAUUAGCAGGUACGUGCGAUAGUGGAAGCGCUCGGCCCUUAUGCAACGUGCGUGUAUGUGUGUGGGUGUGUGAACGUGUCGGUAAACGGAAGUAAAGAUCAUUCGAUCGGAGCUGUUGUAACAUUUGUCGAUAAGGAAAAAACUGUUUUAUUUUUGUUCAUGUUAUAAAAUCUUGAACUGUUACGAAAUGGCCAAAUCAAUCCUGAGCGAAGAUCGCGAAUAGGUAGAGAAAAUUCAUUGAACUUAUGAUAAAUGCCACACCAAUGUCUAUGCUUUUUGGAGAGGUACUACUCUCUCUUCGAAAAAGCACAACGACGUUGCAUGGCACUUACGCGUGGACACAGCAGUGCACACAUACACAUACACACGCAAACAGUUGAGCAAGUAGAAAACAUAAACUGUGCUAGUAUUAAAAGCUCACCGUAGGGCCCGGAGGAAGAAUAAUGGGUACAGGAUAAUGGUGUAGGACGUUGGGUUAUCGAAUGGCGAAACAAAAUGCGUUUAAUGGGAACAAAAUAUAUCUUUAUGAAAACAAAGUUUACUCACAAGAAAACCGGGAGAGGGUGCUGCUUUGCUGGCCAAUGGAAAUAAGUAAGAAAAAACAAAAGGGACGAACGAGGAAACCGAAAAAUAUCAGUGAAAUUAAAUAUCAAAAUCAAAACCAACGGAAGUGCGAAAGUGAAGUGAGGUGUGCGUGAUGUUUAUGUGACUCCGUGUGGUUAAUCAAAUGGACCGUAUGGUAGUAGCGGACACCACUUUCGCACACGAGAUCACACACAAACACUCUUUAUCUUAGCGGGUAAAGCUGGAGCUGGCCGGGAGGGUUAGGAAAAAUGUGAAAGCAAACCACCAACCAUAUGCAAACCAGUUUGUAACAAUAGUAAGCGAAUUUAGUGAGCAGCCAGACGUGAAGUAGUGUUUGGAUAAUGUUAACGUUUGGAGGAGGAAGGUAAUUCGAAUGGCAGUAGGAGAUGCAUUGCUAUCGCGGGGAAUGCCUAAUGCAGCGAACGGUGUGUGGAGGAGCGGAGAUACAAAUCAAACAAAAAAAAAACCCGCAGAUACACAUAUAUGCAAACAUGUCCCUUCAUUUAUUACAAUUAAAACAAAACAAACAAAAUAUUUAAAUGUUGAUUCAGACAGCUAGCCUAUAAGACUUUGAAGAAAAUCGUAAUAUCAAACGGAAGCAGGUGGAGUAGGCAAAAAACAAACGUAGCUAAGUGAAGAGUGAUUAACCGGACGAAAGCUGGAUGACACUAGGUCAUUGGUUUGUGGGAGAAAAAAGCUGCUGGGCGUACACUAUCGUUCGCGCACACACACACAAAUAAUAUAUAUCGAGGUUUAAAACACUCAAAACGGGGUACGAUCGUUUGAAUCAAGCAAACGGAG
Anopheles coustani is the source of this 5389-nucleotide messenger RNA. It is a transcript of the gene heph, whose product is annotated as polypyrimidine tract-binding protein 2. Gene Ontology annotation, molecular function: mRNA binding. NCBI's taxonomy places the organism in Eukaryota, Metazoa, Arthropoda, Insecta, Diptera, Culicidae. The transcript has 14 exons. Gene Ontology annotation, biological process: regulation of RNA splicing; mRNA processing. Gene Ontology annotation, cellular component: nucleus. Bases 1158 to 3041 code for a protein of 627 amino acids. The record is from RefSeq and is a predicted model, not a curated record.